Molecule: messenger RNA, 207 nt
Organism: Monoraphidium neglectum
Lineage: Eukaryota; Viridiplantae; Chlorophyta; Chlorophyceae; Sphaeropleales; Selenastraceae
Exons: 2
Coding region: 1-207 (68 amino acids)
Biological process (GO): mRNA processing
Cellular component (GO): nucleus
Molecular function (GO): RNA binding
Source: RefSeq, a predicted model, not a curated record
AUGGGCGAGGAGGCCAGCAAGUGCGGGCAGGUGCUGCACAUGCACGUGGACGCAGCCAGCCAGGGGUUUGUGUACCUGAAGUUCUCGGCCCCCGAGGGCGCGCAGGCGGCUCACAAGCUGCUCAACGGCCGCUACUACCAGGGCAACCAAAUCUUGGUCGAGUUCCAGUUCGUCGCGCCCUACAACGCACACUUUGGCCUCGCGUGA